AUGAACGAAGUACGAAAGCUAAACUGCAAGAACGAGCACUACAAGGAUUUUUUAUCUGACGAAAAUUUUUCAGAUUUUCCUCAACCACAGCUGAUUGUCGAGGCUUUUUCUAUUUUCUUAUGGCGAAAUGGCUCAUUCUAUAACGAUAGGAUGUCGAUGAAAUCGAAAUAUGAAAGUGAUAGUGAAAAGGUCCUUCCAAUCCAAAUUAACGCAGCUUUGGCUCUACUUAUCGAAACUGGAGGCGGAUUCGUUACUUCAUUGAAACCGGAAACGCAAAGUGAAGUUGAAUCUUCGGCAUCGGGAUUCGUUGUCGGCAAUCUUAGUAAACUCGUCGGAACCAAUGUAGUGACGCAAAGUCGACUGGCAGAAACCCUGGCGAACCUCCACGCCUCUUUGAAUUUUGUUAAGAGUCGCUUUAUGUUUCGCAAAACGUGA
Angiostrongylus costaricensis is the source of this 435-nucleotide messenger RNA. The record is from the annotation of a GenBank genome assembly. NCBI's taxonomy places the organism in Eukaryota, Metazoa, Nematoda, Chromadorea, Rhabditida, Metastrongylidae.